Messenger RNA from Ananas comosus (pineapple), 2408 nucleotides. Its product is annotated as AT-rich interactive domain-containing protein 1B-like. The record is from RefSeq and is a predicted model, not a curated record. The transcript is spliced from 2 exons. Gene Ontology annotation, molecular function: zinc ion binding; nucleic acid binding. Bases 112 to 2169 code for a protein of 685 amino acids. Lineage: Eukaryota; Viridiplantae; Streptophyta; Magnoliopsida; Poales; Bromeliaceae.
GAUCAUCGUCCCCACCCCGACGAGAAAACCCUACGCGAGGAAUCGCACAAAUCCUACAAGCUAUUUAUUCGUCGUCUCCUUCCCCUCUCCUCGUCCUCUUCCUCCUCCGCCAUGGAGUACUCCGCUCUCCCCGAUCAACAACAACAACAACAACAACAACAGCAACAACAGUAUCAUCAGUACCAGCAACAAGAGCACCAACCCCAACCGUACGACCCCUCCCAUGCCCAAGCCUACGAAGCCUACUACGCCUACCACCACCACUACGACCCCUCCGCGUACCACCACCACCAAUACUACCCCCAGAGCUACCCCUCCGCCUCCUACCAACCCCCUCCCCCCGGCGUUGAUCUCACCCCCAGCGCCACCGCCGCCGCCGCUCCCGCCGCUGCGGCGGCGGCGCAGGAUUCGGCGCACAUCCAUGGGGCCUACGCGGCGGCGCAGGAGCAGCAGGGCGCCGCUGCGGCAGCGGUGGCACCGGCGGGGCCGUACGAGGUGCACCAGGGGCUGAACCCCGCGGCGGCAGCCGCGGUGGCGGCGCUGUCGCAGCUGACGCAGUUCGCGGGGUCGAUGGCAGGGGGCCCGGAAGGGCAGUGGCACGGGCAACACCACCCUCAUCACCCGAUGGUUGGCGGUGGAAACCCAUAUAGGGGUGGCGGCAGGAGAGGCAGAGGGCCUUUCAGAGGAGGCCGCGGGGGCAGGGGAAACUUUGGUCCUCACCCUCCCAGACAAGAUGCUAUGGGCCCUUCCCCACCACCUGGUAGGGGAGGAGGGCGGGGCCGAAGAGGACGAGGAAGAUCCAGCAGGGGCGGUGGUGGACGGCCAUCAAAUCCGCCAGGGUCAUUAGUGACAGAGCCUGCGCCACCUCGCCGUCCUGCCCUGCCGGUUGCAUGGUGCGACGUUUGCCGGGUUGAUUGCAACAGUCUCGAAAUUCUGGAGCAGCACAAGAAUGGGAAGCGACAUAAGCGAACCGUGCAGAGAAUACAGGAAAUACAAGCUCAACAGAAGCUGAUGGGCAAUUUUGGACCGGUUGUUAUUGCUCAACCUGAACUUGUUCCUCCAGUCACUGCAGAAAACAGCUUUGCCCCUCCAAUCACUGCAGAAAACAGCUUCGUCCCUCCAAUCACUGCAGAAAACAGCUUUGUCCCUCCAAUCACUGCAGAAAACAGCUUUGCCCCUCAAGUGGGAGAAGUAUCUGAAGCUCCCAGUCAGAUGGGUGAAGGAAAAGAAGAGUAUACAGUGUCAGAUUAUAUGCCUCUGGUACAAAACAAAGAAUCUGCUGCUUUACAAAACACACAGGCUCCAGCUGUGGGAACUGAAAACAACCCAGAAGAUCCGAUGCAAACCCAGGCUGCUGACGGACAAACUGAGCCUCCAAAGGAAUUGGGAGAAAAAACCGAGGGUGCUCCUUCUGAUGCAAUCCAAUCGGAGGAAUUCCCAAAAGGGCGAUUCCAAAAGAGGCCGAGGAUGGACAGUUAUAAUAGGUUCAAUAGGAGGGGCGGUGCAAGCAGACAACCAAUGAGGUAUUGGCAGACAGAGAAGAGAAUGAGAUUUCCCGAACCGCCUAAGCCUAAGAGGGAGCAGCCGAGAGUGUGCACUGUAUGCAAUGUGAUGUGCGACACAGUAGCCGUAUUCGAUAUCCAUCUCGCCGGCAAGAAGCAUAUUGCCAAGAUCAAGCGGUUUCAAGGCUCAAAUUCUGUUUUCGGGCCCAUUCAGGUUUUCAUCCCUCCGAACCAGCCGACUGCUUAUCCACCUCGAGGCCCACAGCCGAUAUAUUAUGGGAUGAAAACCCCAGAGAUGAUCCAGCAGGAGGCUUAUAUGCUUAGCAGGGCUGCCCAACUCGAAGGUUAUGGGGUGCCGCAAGAGGUUCGCCAGUCUGUCGAAGCUGCGGAAGGUUCGGGGGCAGCGCAGCAAACGCAGGCUGAAGGGGAAAAUGCUGCUGGUACCGAAGGGAAGGAGAAUGUGCAAGCAGUCACGGAAUCUGGUUUGGAGAAUGCUACUACCGAAGGUGGGUCAUCGGUUGCUGCCGGUGAAGAUGUAGCCCCCGUUCUGGAGUACGGCGCUUCGGCUGCCGGAGGUUUUGUUCCUCCAGGACUUGAUGUUAAAGCAGAGGCAAGCACUGUUAACAAGGAAGAAGUAGGAAGCAAAGCGGAUGCGGCUUCGAAGUGAACACAGGCUGGCCGUUUUAUCUUUUUGGUCUAUUUAGAAUCUGAAAAUUUGCGGACAAGUACUUGAAAUCCUUUUUCGAAAUUUGUCUUGAUGGAUAUCGUUAUGAGGAUGUGGUACCUUUAGAAACUUACUAUUGAAGUCGUUGCACCAUUACUCCAUAAACUGUAUGCCGUAUCUCUCCGUUCGUGCAACAAUUUUAUCUGCUAUUUUUGUUUAAACAGAUAUUUUGUUUAUUUUAA